ACAGAGAUCCGAAAUUGCCCUCUCAUAUACUUCCUUCUCAGUCCGGGAAAAGGAAAAAGAAAAAGAAAAAUUAUGAUGAGUAUAGGACAGAGAGAAAAGGAGGGGAAUUUAAUCAAUUUGGAAUAUAUUUCUACGAUUUUGCCAUUGAUUCCUUCAUAACUUACCUAUUCAGCAUUGCUUUCUUGAGCUUUUUUCAUCUCUUCAAUUUCACCGAAACUACCUUUGAUCACAUCUUUUCUUUCUUCUUUUUUAUUUUUGUUUUUGAAAUUUUCCCAUUUUAAAUCAUACCCUUUUUUUUUUUGUAUUUUUUUAAGUUUUUGUUUUUCUUGCUUUGAUUAGUUGAUUUUGGUCUUGUGUGGUUUGAUUGUUUAUUCGAAGGUAAACAGAGAAGAAGAAGCAGAAGAAGAAGAAAUCGAGACUAGUUAUUUUAUAGGAAUUUUGUGUUACCGAUGCCAGAUAAUAGUAAUAAUAACAACAAAAAUAGGCAGGUUAAGAGCAAUGCUUUGCCAAAUCAAUCUCCUGAUAAUAUUGAAGAUGCAAUUUGGAGGUUGAAAAUCCACGAUAAUCAGGAACAAGGUGGUAUGGCUCCAUCAAGUGCAUACCCAGAUCGCCCUGGUCAACCAGAUUGUGUCUAUUAUCUAAGGACUGGAUUAUGUGGUUAUGGAAGUAACUGUCGUUUUAAUCAUCCUCCUGCUGCACAGGGUACUCAAUUUAUAGAAGAACUUCCAGAAAGAGUUGGACAACCUGAUUGUGGGUACUAUUUAAAGACAGGGACCUGCAAAUAUGGUUCAACAUGUAAAUAUCAUCAUCCAAGGGACAGAAAUGGUGCAGGGCCAGUUUCAUUUAACAUUCUAGGUCUUCCUAUGCGCCAGGAUGAAAAGUCGUGUCCUUAUUACAUGCGGACUGGAUCAUGUAAAUUUGGAGUUGCAUGUAAAUUCCACCAUCCCCAGCCUGUACCACUUGGAGCUGGGUUGCCUUUGACUGGACCUGCUGGCUCUGGGCCUAUGGGAUCAUCAAUUGUGCCUUCAUCAGGUCUGCCUUAUGUGGGUGGGCUUCCAACUUGGUCAUUACCAAGAGCACCAUAUGCGUCUGGCCCUCAUCUACAAGGUCCACAGGCAUAUAUGCCUGUUGUUCUUUCUCCUUCUCAGGGUGUCGUUUCAGCACAAGGCUGGAACACCUAUGUGGGAAACUUGAGCCCCUUGUCUUCUGCCAGUGUUCUCGGAUCCAGUCUUGUUUACAACUCCAGGGAUCAAGGUGAGUCAGGAUCUAGUGGGCAAAUUCAUUUGCUAUCAACAACCACCUCCCAUCUUCCUGAGAGACCUGAUCAACCAGAAUGUCGGUAUUUUAUGAACACUGGGACCUGCAAAUACGGAUCUGACUGCAAGUACCAUCACCCUAAAGAAAGAAUUGCGCAACUAGCAACAAAUUCUGUUGGCCCACCUGGUCUUCCCUCAAGACCUGCACAACCUGUCUGUUCAAACUACAGUAUGUAUGGACUCUGCAAAUUUGGUCCAACUUGCAGAUUUGAUCAUCCUUCCCCUGGAUAUCCUUAUAGCUACAGUUUGAACCUGCAGCCUGUAUCUAUAUUUGAUUCCUCUCUCUUAACUCAUCCAAGAAUGUCAGCACCAGCUCUUUCAGCUGAAAGUCCUGUCUCUCUAUCAUCAAAAUUUCCUGGUUGGGUCCGGAAUCCUGAUGGUGCAAGCAACAAACGUCAAAAUUCAAAUGCAAAUACAAAGAUUGCUGAUGAUCAACCUGAGCAGGCCAGUUCUCCACCACCACACUCCUCGCAGGCUUCUUCAGAACCAUCGCAUGAUUAAUUCGGAGUUGGUUGAGAUUACUUAUUUUUGUUUUGUUGAUACAUUUUGAUAUUUGGUACUUUUAAAGGAGAUUUUUGUGACAUGUACAUCCUGGCCCCCCCUUUUUCACCUGUGGUUAUGCGGAGUGUGAUAGGUUGUUUUGAAACCAAAUGUGAAGAGCAAAAUCCGGGGGCAUUGGAAAGCAUUUUUUGUUGUGAAUAAAAUGCAGGUGAAAAUUUGUAAUAUUCCUUUCUGGGAUGUCUCUUUGCUUGACUGAUAUUUGUUAGUGAUGAUAAAAGAUUUUGCUAGAA
This is a messenger RNA of Hevea brasiliensis (rubber tree), 2107 nucleotides long. RefSeq names its product zinc finger CCCH domain-containing protein 3. The transcript is spliced from 7 exons. The record is from RefSeq and is a predicted model, not a curated record. NCBI's taxonomy places the organism in Eukaryota, Viridiplantae, Streptophyta, Magnoliopsida, Malpighiales, Euphorbiaceae. The coding region runs from base 450 to 1817 and encodes 455 amino acids. Gene Ontology annotation, molecular function: metal ion binding; mRNA binding.